Molecule: messenger RNA, 3241 nt
Organism: Sinocyclocheilus rhinocerous
Lineage: Eukaryota; Metazoa; Chordata; Actinopteri; Cypriniformes; Cyprinidae
Product: RNA-binding protein 20-like
Exons: 13
Cellular component (GO): nucleus
Molecular function (GO): zinc ion binding; RNA binding
Source: RefSeq, a predicted model, not a curated record
AUGAGUACCUCAGGAGAAAAGCUUGAUAAUAAGUCUGCUCAUCUGGCUGGUGCUCAUGGUGGAGUGGGUCAGAACCUGCUGCUGAGUCCUGCCAGUCUUCAGCUGGCUCAGCUUCAGGCCCAGCUCACCCUACACCGCCUCAAACUCGCCCAGACCACCAAUACCGCCGCCGCAGCCACUGUCCUAAAUCAGGUUCUUUCCAAUGUGGCCAUGUCCCAACCUCUCUUCAACCAUCUUCGGGGUUCCAGCAUGGCCCAGCCCCACAGUGGGGCCUUUCCACCUCCACCCAUAGCCUUCCCACCACCAAAUGCUGCACUGGGACAACUGGUUGGUGGUGGCUUUGCCCCAAAUCCCACUGGAAUCAGGCCCACCAACUACAGUGGGGUGUCCAGCCAGAAACCUAGUCAGCACAAUGAUUUUGGCAAAAAGCCUGGAACGUAUUCGACGGACACGGACCGUCGCUUGCAGUUUGGAUAUUUGGGAGGGGCUUCAGUGGUCACUAGUAAAGCAUGUGAUGGAGAACAGUAUGGUGGAGCCUCUACACAAUCCAGAAACAAUGUCCACAGCAAUUUUCAAAGAGACUUCUACUCCCCUGAAACACCAGUACAACAAACUGGUUUCAUGGGAGGAAGCAAUAAUCAGAAUCUGGGAUCAGCCUCUAAGGAUCAAUGGAAAGGUCUGAUCAACUUUGGGAAGAUGGAUAUAGGUACAGGAACAGGUUCUGGGGGUUGGGUACCACCCGGAUUUGUGGGUCAGAGAGCAGAGUUGUACAACCCAGAGGAACCCACAGCAGAUCCUAAGUUCAACUCGACAUGUGGCCCAGGAAUUGGCCCACCCAUUGGACAGCAAGGGGGAAUUCAACACCAGCCACAUGUUUCCCAGGGCGAGGAAGGGGUGACCUUGCAAUUGCAACCCCACCAGUUCAAUGACUAUCAUGGGACAAUACCGUCACACCUACCCCAUCAGUGCACCAUUUGUGAGAAGAAGGUUUACAACCUGAAGGACUGGGACCAGCAUGUGAAGGGCAAGUUACAUCUGCAGAACUGUUCGCUCUACACCGAAAGCCCGACGCUCGGAGCAGUGCACUUUCCAGUGUCGUCUGAAGGAUGUCUCAACAUGGCAUUGAGUAACACUAUGGCAUACACGUCGGCUGCCAGUCAAGAUGCUUCAACUGGAAGUGCUUCAUAUUUGCCUGCCACAUCCAUGAAGUCAUUUCCUCUGGCAGGGGCGGGAUUUACUUCACACCAAGCAGGGGUAAAGUUUGUUCAGCGUAAAGCGUGUCCCGGACACGUCGUGCACAUCUGUAACCUCCCGGAGGGCAGCUGCACGGAGAAUGACGUCAUUAACUUAGGGCUUCCCUUCGGCAAAGUGACCAACUACAUCCUCAUGCGCUCGACGCAUCAGGCUUUUCUGGAAAUGGCAUACGUGGAGGCGGCGCAGGCGAUGGUGCAGUACUACCAGCUGCAGCCGGCUACCAUCAACGGACACAAGCUACUGAUCCGCAAGCUUUUCAAGACAAUAAACCUGCCAAAGAGCACAAUUCUAAGAAUUUUGCCACAUGUGUUUUAAAUGUAAUUUUUUAAAGAUUUUUCCUUUUCUUUAUCGUAUUUGCCGGAGCGUGCCAGAUCACGCAGUCCAGUCAGUCGUUCUCUGAGUCCGCGCUCACACAGUCCGAGCUUCACGUCCUGUAGCUCCGCCCACAGUCCACCGGGGCCGCCCUGUCGGCCUGACUGGAGCAACGGCAUGGGGCCCCGCCGGCCCUCUUGGGACUGGACAUCCCAUUCCCGAGGCGACGAGGACCCCCGCAAGAGAGAUGACUGGAGGAACGAUGAGGAAGAGAGACCCAACGGAUGGCUGUCCGAGCGCAGGAAACCCUACCUUAAAACAGGGGACCGGAUCAGCCCACGUAUGGGGCCCGGGGACGAGCGGGGCAGGGACUGGUACCCCCGCGGAAGCCCCCAGGGUUCGUCCUUCUCCUCUUAUCACUCCAUAGACGACUUUUACAAGAAAGACUCACUGUACAAGACUGAUAAACUGAGCAGGCCACAACAUCAGAGACACGAGGGGAAAACAAAGAGAAGGGAAGGCGGCGACUACCACAGACCCCGACACUCAGAGUCAGACGUGACGGACGACACAAACUCCAACCGGACAGCUGAAGACAGAGGACGCAGCAAGAGGCCGAGCCGGAGACAAGACAGGGAGGAGAAGGAGCCCGAAAAUCAGAAGGAAGAAUAUAGAGCCAAAGACAGAUCAACGUCUCCUCAUAACAGCAAACCUGUAGAGUCUCCAAAGUGUGACAGAGAUGGUGACAGUGAGGGACUGGAAAGUGUAGAUGAUGGAGAGGAGGAGAGCUGGUAUCCUAAAAGCAUGGAGGAACUGGUGACCGUAGAUGAAGUUGGAGGAGAGGACGACUCUAUAGUUGAACCUGAUCUACCUGAUCUUCACGAGGAGGACCAGAGAGUCGAGCCCAGCCAGUCGACAGCAGAGAGCCCUAAACCAAACGCAAAGACCCCAACUGAAGGCGAAGAGACCACGUUGGACCCUCCUACCCUUCCACUGCUGGUUCUGGUCCCAGAAGAAAGCUCUGGAGGUGCUCAGUCCAGCCCUGGAGAGAGACCAUCUGCCCCAGAGCAACCGGUCUGUCAACUCAACCGCUUCCCGUCCCAGGAGUUCAAGAGCGCUUUGGAGGAGACCUGCUCCGCCACUCAUCUAGACACACACAUCGACACAACCACACCAGCUGGCCCUCUAAACAACAGCAGCACAUGUGAAAGUGGGAAAGUGAAGGACUUGAGUAAUGAUGAGAGAAAGACAGCAGAGAUGGACAACAAGGAACCAUGUCUCAAACAGGACAGUCAGAAGAAAGAUAUUCCUGACUCAUUACCGGCCCCUUCACCUCAGGCAACAGACAUCUUUGUUGCGUCACCCUCGCAGGAGCAGGAGAAAGCCAUCAGUGAACACAGCAUACCGUUAGGUGUGGAGUUCAUCGUGCCAAGGACGGGGUUUUAUUGCAACCUGUGUAGUUUGUUUUACACCAGCGAACAAACAGCCAAGACGUCACACUGUCGGAGUACAAUUCACUACAGGAACCUACAGAAGUAUCUGUCGCAGCUGGCGGAGGAAAGUCUCUUGAACUUCCACACGGAGUCGCCAAACACUGAAUGAAGCUCACGUGAGACUAUCAGGACUGCACCACUGCUGGGACAUGCUGAGAGACACAAAACAAGGACAAAGAGGA